Messenger RNA from Spodoptera exigua (beet armyworm), 2697 nucleotides. The record is from the annotation of a GenBank genome assembly. Lineage: Eukaryota; Metazoa; Arthropoda; Insecta; Lepidoptera; Noctuidae.
CGAUCGGCGCCGCCGACGGCCGAGCACGAUGCACCGACACACGUUAAUUUUAGCCAGUCUUACUCGCGAUGUCAAAGAUAUCGUACGAUAAACGCGUACAAAAAUCUCGACUACACACGAAAUAAAAAAAAAUCUUAAAAGAAAAAAAGUGACAGUGAUUUUCGCGCGCAUUUGUCAAGUCGCGAUGACAGAUCUAAAAUAAAAUGGCCGCGAAAGCCCGCGUAAAUAACAUACGUAAUUAAAAAGUGUUCAGUGAUAGAUAAAUCUGUCCUAAUUCAUAGAUAAACAGAGCUAUUAUUAAAUUUAAGACACGGAAAAAAUGCUGCGUGAGAUGGGAAUGAAGGGAAUGUGUCGAUUGAUAGUUCUUAACGUAUUUCAACGUUGAUUAGCUUUACACGGAAAAAACUAUGUUUUUCAUCAACGUUUAGAUACUUUGAGUUAUUUUUAUGAGUGAAAAUCCAACGUAUUCUGGUGUUCACGUUCCGAGUUGGUUCAGUAACGUUGCGGUCGUGGUUUCGAAAGUUUAUUCCAAUCGGUUGCCACUCGGUCUUUAAAAACGAUGUCUCUGAGUUCCAUUCCUUGUUUUUUAUUGUCGUUUGUUUAGCGGUUAUCUGUGGUGUUUUAUUGUUGUUAUAAAAGUGUGUUUUUUUUUUAAUUCGCUUCCUUGGAUUGUCUGCGGCUGUUCUCCGAGGAGACUUUUUAAGAUUCAGGUGUUAAUCGUCGCAUGGCUGUCGAGCGGCAAGAUGUCGGGCAUGACGGGAGCGAGUAUGCUGCGUACGCGCAGAAAAGAUGUCAACGUCAAACCGAACCGAAAGUUGGACCGGAAAUCCUCCAGGGGCAUGCUGUACGAAAACGAAGAGCUGCGUCUGCGCACGAUAAAUAUCAAUGCCGAAGUUGAAAGAGGUCAGUCGGACAUCAAAAAGCUAAAACGUGAGAACGAGCAGCUGAAGAGGGAGAUAUCAGCUCUUCGAUAUGAAUACGAUCGCCUGGACAGCAUGCUUCGGGACCGAAGGUCUUCCCCGGAACACUCAGACGACAGCGUGUCAGUUUGCAGCGUGUGUCCAGAUUGUGUUAGCGUGGAUGGGUCUGGCAGAGCCGUCGCCUUCCAUGAUCUGAGCGUGGUGCCUGAAGAAGCGGAACAAGAUAAGAGCGGCGCUGAAUCACCAUGCACAUGCGAUGAAUGCCAACAAGAAGCGCCUCGCAAGAUUACGAACGCAAUGAAAUCGGCACAAAUGACGCAAAAUACAAACAAAAUGCAGCCAAAUAUAGCGGACAAUGGUCACGAGCGAGUGGUCGACGUCCUGGUGCACGACGCGCCACCCGAGGUACCCAGGUUCUUCCAAUCCGUUACCUCUCCCCCCUACCACGUCGCAGGCCCCCCGCCACCAGGUUUCGUCGUUGCCCCCUACCAACCUCCCCGAUUCCAUACCGGAGGAAAUGUCGAAGACCUCCUAGGAGAAGUCCAGGCCUCGCCCACUAUACAGACCACGUACAUACAGCAGAACUCGGUGUUCAUGUGCAACACGAGACGGAUAACGCAGAAAUGUUGCUGCCAGAAAAAAGAAGCAGUAGGGUUGCCGAUCACUAGUGUGCAGAUCUCAGGGGUACCUGUUGUCGAAGAACAACAACCGCCAAAGAAAUAUGUAACUGAGAAAAAUAUAGAACUUACCUACGACUACCCUAGAGCAACACCUAUUCCCAGUAGUCCCAGUCCCAAAUCCGGUGAUGAAGUCCAAACAACGACUACAGAGGUUGCAAGCACGGUUGUUUUCGUUGAAAGGAGAAUACCAGUCAAGCCAAAGAAAUUCGACUUCUUCUCUCGAUCUCGAUCUGCUCCCGUCGGCGAAAACGAGGAGCCAAUAUACGCAACAGUCAACAAACUACCAAAGAGACUCCGGAGAAUGGAGCUCGCUAAUCUGGAGAAAGAAGUAGCAUACAAAACUGGUGAGCCUGAUUCGUCUACUCGUACAGAACUAACACUGAAAACAGACUCAGAAUCUCAAGUUCCACCCCCAGAUGACGACACAAGUAGAUCUGACAGAGAAAAAUCAACAGCUCCCCAAAGACCCGACUCACCAAAAAUUAAAAAACGUAAAAGGUUCUCCUUGACCUUUAAAAAGAGGGAAAGAAAAAGAAGGGACAAGAAGAAAGACCUGAAGAAUGGAGCUACAAAGAACGGAGGACCGUUAGAGAGUGACAAUGAGCGGCUGAUUGACGGAGAGAUCCAGGAUAUGGGGAAGCACAAACACUGCGUCAGACAUAGACCGAGGAAUACCUUGUCUUCUUCGAGUUCAGGCCCGCGAUACAAGCGGGAUAGUUAUCAGGAAAUGACGACAUCGCAUUCGGAACAUGAAAGAACCAACAGCGUAUGUUCCUCCGUUAAUUCGUUUACAUCUGCCUGUACGCACAAAUCUAGAAAGCUGUCAGCGCCUGUGAAUGAUGGCUCUAUACCUUGGUGCGGAUGCUGGGGUGCUGGUUGCGUAUAGAUGUAACUCUAGCAGGGCUUUGGUACCAGAUAGAUGAAAAUGGUAUCUAUGACGCCAUUACAGCAGUUAACAAAAACGAACCGAGUGACGUAAAAACACCCAUACUAGCUUUUUAUUUCGAAUUGCGCUAAUUUUAUUUCGUCACUUCUUGUGUCCUGUUGUUCACAGGACAAGCACUACACACUCAACCAAUGAGUUUAUUCUGGUUUAA